GCGUAACGGUUCCCGAAUAGUUUUAACAGUUCCGAGAAUCGGUGAGAACAGAGAACGUCCAAAAGGAACCAAAAUAACAGCUGGUUACAAAUUCGUUAUCUGCUAUGGAAAUCGAUAAAACAGGCUCCACCAUAAAGAUCAACUCCAACCACUUCCCCAGCAAAUUAUGGCAUUUGGUGAACCAUCCACAGAUUUGUUCAAUCUGCUGGGACGAAACUGGGGAAGGAAUACUCAUCGAUCAGAGAACCUUCGAAGCUGAAGUGCUGUUUUCUUCUAAAAGCCAGAUGAGACAGUACUUCAAAACAACAGACUUCACCAGUUUCGUUCGUCAGCUAAACCUUUACGGCUUUAGGAAAAUGCGCCCAGACUUUGAGGUCUCAGAGAAGCAACUCGACAGCACUUCCAUCUAUGCUCAGACGCACCAUUAUCACAACCCAAACUUCAAACGUGCGAACCCGGAGCUUCUGGUCAACCUGAAGCGACUCACGGCUCUAAACAAGGCCAGGCUUGCCGAUGGGAUAGAGAUGCCCAGACAGUCAUUCAGGCCUUUCCAUUAUCCGUUGCUGAAUUCACCUGAUGCGAUGAAAAAUGGUUUAGGUUCAGUCUUUGAUGAACAUCAGAGAACGCCUUACCACCAUCGCGGAAAUGACUUUCAGCGGGUGAAGGAGUGUGAGAGAACACCAAAACCCUCCCAAGAAUUUGUAAUGGGCAUUGGCGAUCCGGGAUCUGUGUUCCACCACUUCCCGAUGGACUCUCUGCCAUGUGCACGUCCAUCCAGCCCCAUGCAUAUGCAUUAUGGCUCCCAAAGUGCAGUGCCUACUGCGAUGUUAGGUGCCUUCAUACCUCAUCAAUCAUUGUACAGAUUUUACUCACCAGUGUAUCAGUGCUAUAGCCCAGGCUUUUAUGAUUCAAAUAUUCCAUAUUCCCAACAGCCAGCUGCCUCCUACGCUCACUGUGGCUAUUACCCUGACUUCUCAGUCAGCUACUUCCAAUGCACUGGUCAGAAUCCAAACUUUCAAGCAGGUGACGCUCCAGAUCUCAGGAAGAGUUACGUGAACCUGGACACUGUAUUCAAUGUGGCAGAUGAAAUGCAGGCUUCUGCUGCUUCCUCCAAUCUGCCCACCAAUGAAAAGUCACCUGUGAAGACAGUUUGAGUAGCCACCUCAUUUUUAUUUGAUGUGUAAUGAUUGAAAAUGUAUGGUUGAGUGAAUGCCUUUAUUCCAUUUCCUGACAACAAGUCACUCUUGAGUAGAUGAUUAUGAGUUUCUAUAUAAAAAAAAAAACCGGUUCGAUUCCUUUCGUAAUUAUUCUAGAUUAUUACACAGGGUUUGAAAUGCAGCUAUAGCUAGCACAGCUUUUAAUGAUCAAAAUGAACUUUAGUAUUUCCUUUAGAUGCCUGUGCAUAUUGAAGACAUGAAUGAUAACUUAUCAAACAGCUCUUUUAUUUUAUUGCAUCGGGGGUUUUUUUCCCCUCAAGGAUAAUCUUUUAUUUUAAAUAACAUGCCAAAUUUGUAUAAAUUUACCAUUUGUACAUAAAUCUUUUAUUUAAGAUAACUUGCAAAAAAAUCUUUUUAUGUAUUUAUAAUACUGUUUAGAUUUAAAUAUAAUUUUAGUGGUAGUUUGAUUCAGUGAAUUGAACAAGUGAUAUUUUAAUGCCAACUUGUCUUAGUAACAAAUUCUAACUGUAUUUUAAAGCAUGCACUGCUGAAGCACUUGAUGCAUGAAAUGUAUUAAAGUGAUUUUAUC
This is a messenger RNA of Ictalurus punctatus (channel catfish), 1746 nucleotides long. It is a transcript of the gene hsf5, whose product is annotated as heat shock transcription factor family member 5. Gene Ontology annotation, molecular function: sequence-specific DNA binding; DNA-binding transcription factor activity. The transcript has 6 exons. Lineage: Eukaryota; Metazoa; Chordata; Actinopteri; Siluriformes; Ictaluridae. Bases 105 to 1154 code for a protein of 349 amino acids. The record is from RefSeq and is a predicted model, not a curated record. Gene Ontology annotation, biological process: regulation of DNA-templated transcription.